Entelurus aequoreus (snake pipefish) is the source of this 4610-nucleotide messenger RNA. RefSeq names its product oocyte zinc finger protein XlCOF8.4-like. Gene Ontology annotation, molecular function: RNA polymerase II cis-regulatory region sequence-specific DNA binding; DNA-binding transcription factor activity. Lineage: Eukaryota; Metazoa; Chordata; Actinopteri; Syngnathiformes; Syngnathidae. Bases 271 to 3684 code for a protein of 1137 amino acids. The transcript is spliced from 6 exons. Gene Ontology annotation, biological process: regulation of transcription by RNA polymerase II. The record is from RefSeq and is a predicted model, not a curated record.
UAUUGCAGUCGUCACAGUUCAGUGUUCUUAAUCUGUGCGUCCAUGUACACGUAUAUGUCCUUUAUUACACUCUAUUAAAUAGAGUAAAUAUCGUUAAUAACUGUUUGCAUCCGGUUAUAUUAGUCUGAGCGCACUUUGAUGCUUCUCGAGCUAGCUUAGCCUGCUAGUUAGCUUAGCUUGUUAGCUGCUAACAAAGAGAGGCGGAAGUGAUCAAAACACAUCGCUAAGCAGAGAUCAAGUGUGAGUGUAAAGUGUUGUGAUUGUGUGAAAAUGUGCGAAAGAACGAUAGCAGAGUACGAGGAGGAACUUUGUCCAACAAAAGAGGAGAAGGAGCGACGACAUCAAAAACAUCAAGUUGUGUUACACAGAACAGACAUCCAUCAGCUGAUUGGACACCAAGAAGAAUGUCUCCCUCAUCUGCAGGGGGACAGUUUCACUUUAGAGGAUCCACAGCCCUCACAUUUUAAAGGGGACAAGGAGGAUCCACAGCCCCCCUAUUUUAAAGAGGAAGAGGUGGGAGAGUGUCCUGUAGGGCAGGAGGAGGCUGAUCUCACCAAGUUUCCACUGACUGUUGUCUCUGUGAAGACUGAAGAGCAUGAAGACAAACCACCUGAGUCCUCACAGCUUCAUCACAGUCCAAACGUCUGUAAAGAACAUCUUCACCCUGAGCAACAGAAGUGGAGCUUCAGGAUGCGGACGGAGGAGCCACAGCCCUCCCACAUUAAAAAGGAAGAGGAAUACCCACUGAUCCCCCAUUUUAAAAAGGAAGAGGAACACCAACUGAUCCCCCAUUUUAAAGAGGAAGAGGAGGACCCACUGACACCCCAUUUUAAAGAGGAAGAGGUGGAUCCACUGACCCCUCACAUUAAGGACGAAGAGGAGGAACACAGCAUCAGUCAGCAGGGAGAGCAUCUUGAAGGACUGGAGGAGGUUGAUGUCACCAAGAUGCCAGUGACUGGUGUCCCUGUGAAGAGUGAAGGUGAUGAGGUCAAAGAUGAAAGUGAGGAGAAGAGAGAGGCGGAGCCUCCAAGCAGCAGCUCAACUCAACACAUGACAACAGAAGCUGAUGGAGACCACUGUGGAGGAUCACAAGCAGACAAGCUCUUAGCUCCACUAUCAGAUAGUGAGGACACAACGUCACACUCUCCUGACACUGAUGAUGAAGACUCUAAAGAUGAUAAGACAUGUCACACUGACAACACACACUUCACAUGUUCUCACUGCGACAAAACUUUUAAAUACCCUAGUAAUUUGAAAACACACAUGAGAAUACACACUGGAGAAAAACCAUUUUUAUGCUCAAUCUGUGGUAAAGGUUUUAUACAAAGUGUUUAUUUGAAAAAACACAUGAGAACACACACUGGAGAAAAACCUUUUUCAUGUUCAAUCUGCGGUAAAGACCUUACUCGAAGGGACCAUUUCAAAGCACACAUGAGAAUACACACUGGAGAAAAACCUUUUUCCUGCUCAGAAUGUGGUAAAAGUUUUGUAGUAAGUCGAAGUUUAAAAGUACACAUGAGAACACACACUGGUGAAAAGCCUUUUUCAUGUUCAAUCUGCGGUAAAGAUUUUAAUCAAAAGCACCAUUUCAAAGCACACGUGAGAAUACACACUGGAGAAAAACCUUUUUCCUGCUCAGAAUGUGGUAAAAGUUUUGUAAGAAAUACACAUUUAAAAUCACACAUGAGAACACACACAAGUGAAAGACCAUACUCCUGUUCAAGCUGCAACAAAAGCUUAUGUCACCUAAAAUCUUUUAAAGCACACAUGAGGACACACACAGGAGAGAAAGUGUUGAGUUGCAGUGUGUGUGGUGAAAGAUUCUCUUCUAAGUACCAGUGUAAGAAACACAAGUGUGCUGGUGAGAACAGCAGCAGCCCCAUCGCUAAGCAGAGAUCAAGUGUGAGUGUAAAGUGUUGUGAUUGUGUGAAAAUGUGCGAAAGAACGAUAGCAGAGUACGAGGAGGAACUUUGUCUAACAAAAGAGGAGAAGGAGCGACAACAUCAAAAACAUCAAGUUGUGUUACACAGAACAGACAUCCAUCAGCUGAUUGAACACCAAGAAGAAUGUCUCCCUCAUCUGCAGGGGGACAGUUUUACUUCAGAGUAUCCACAGACCUCACAUUUUAAAGGGGACGAGGAUGAUCCACAGCCCCCUUAUAUUAAAGAGGAAGAGGAGGGAGAGUGUCCUGUAGGGCAGGAGGAGGCUGAUCUCACCAAGUUUCCACUGACUGUUGUCUCUGUGAAGACUGAAGAGCAUGAAGACAAACCACCUGAGUCCUCACAGCUUCAUCACAGUCCAAACGUCUGUGAAGAACAUCUUCUCUCUGAGCAACACAAGUGGAGCUUCAGGAUGGACAAGGAGGAGCCACAGCCCUUCCACAUUGAGGAAGAAGAGGCGCCACAUACAUUACAAAUGCAAAGGGAAGAAAAUAACCCACUGACCUCCCAUUUUAAAGAGGAAGAGGAGGAACACAGCAUCAGUCAAGAAUGGUUGGAGGAGUUCCAUGUGAUUGUGAAGAGUGAAGAUGAUGAGGUCGACAGUGAAAGUGAGGAGAAGAGAGAGGCGGAGCCUCCAAGCAGCAGCUCAACUCAACACAUGACAACAGAAGCUGAUGGAGACCACUGUGGAGGAUCACAAGCAGACAAGCUCUUAGCUCCACUAUCAGAUAGUGAGGACACAACGUCACACUCUCCUGACACUGAUGAUGAACACUCUAAAGAUGAUAAGACAUGUCACACUGACAACACACACUUCACAUGUUCUCACUGCGACAAAACUUUUAAAUAUGCUUGUUAUCUGAAAAGACACAUGAGAACACACACUGGAGAAAAACCUUGCUCCUGCUCAGAAUGUGGUAAAAGUUUUGUAACAAAUGGAAAUUUGAAAUCACACAUGAGAACACACACUGGAGAAAAACCUUUUACCUGCUCAGAGUGUGGUAACAGUUUUGUAACAAAUGGAAAUUUGAAAUCACACAUGAGAACACACACUGGAAAAAAAUAUUUUUCCUGCUCAGAAUGUGGUAAAAGUUUUGUAAUGAAUCAAAAUUUAAAAGUACACAUGAGAACACACACUGGUGAAAAACCUUUUUCGUGUUCAAUCUGUGGUAAAGAUUUUACUCAAAGGCCCCAUUUCAAAGCACACAUGAGAACACACACUGGAGAAAAACCUUUUUCAUGUUCAAUCUGCGGUAAAGAUUUUACACAAAGGCAAUAUUUGAAAACACACAUGAGAAUACACACUGGAGAAAAACCUUUUUCCUGCUCAGAAUGUGGUAAAGGGUUUGUAACAAAUCAAAGUUUAAAAGUACACAUGAGAACACACACUGGAGAAAAACCUUUUACCUGCUCAGAAUGCAGUAAAAGAUUUGCACGAAAACAUGACUUAAAAACACACAAGAGAACACACACUGGUGAAAAACCUUUUAUAUGUUCAGUAUGUGGUAAAAGUUAUAUAGAAAGACAGCAAUUAAAAUUACACAUGAGAACGCACUCUGGUGAAAAACCAUACUCCUGUUCAAUCUGCAACAAAUGCUUUCUUCACCCAAAAUCUUUUACAGUACACAUGAGAACACACACAGGAGAGAAAGUGUUGAGUUGCAGUGUGUGUGGUGAAAGAUUCUCUUAUAAGUACCAGUGUAAGAAACACAAGUGUGCUGGUGAGAACAGCAGCAGCAAAUGAAGAUGCAGGAUUUGAAAUAAACUGUCAAAACUUUAUAACUUUGACUUUCUAACAUCAGCACAUAUAACAUGUGUGACAUCAUUGUUGUGUGUGUAACACAAUCUUGUUAAUAUGAUUCUAACAUUUAUAGAUUAGACACUUCAGAUUAGUGCUUUUAUUUCAGUCAAGUACAUGAGUUAAUAUACACAUUUGUGUACUUUAAAAUGAACAGAACAAUUUGACUGAAAAGCUGAGAAUAAACACUACAUAAAAUGUUACAUACUGUUCUGUCUUGUUUGUUGAAUUUAUUAAUAAUAUAUGUAAAACCAGUGUUUAAGUUCACUUUGGAAUUCAACAGUGAGGUGCACUUCCUCCUUUAGACAGCAGGAGGCAGCAUUGCCUAGUUUACAGUAAUGUCCAUGAUAGCAGGGCACAAGAAGGAGUUCCUUUCAAGUAGACUUUAAGCUAGUUCAGUGACGAUCGCAAACGUUUUCAUCUGUUCGAAUCUCAUGCCAAACAAAGUAUCAUCGGUAUGUAUUAUUGAGUAGUAUGCUAAUAUUUGAUCUAGUUGUAUUAUUUGUUGGUUGUGAUGUAAUUUGGGACGUUUUAUGGCCAAAAGUCAGUCAUGCUAAUUUUCGGAAUUCAUACAGUGAAGUGGAUGUUAGCAUAGUAAGCUAGUUUGCUGUAGAGCACUUAAAUUACAUAUUUUGUGGCGUUUAUUUAUCCAUUUAAGUUCAAUACACAGCAUAAUGCAUGUUUAUUGUAGUGGGCUUGUGUGUGUGUAAUUGGCUGUUUGUGCAUGUCUGUAAUGUAAGCAUCCUUUCUGCUUGUAUGCUUUCAGUUUUACCCUUUUUACGGUCAAUAAACCUGUGGAAAAGAAGACGUUUUUCAGAGUGUUUGAUCAAGAAAAGUUGUUAGGGUAAAGACAAGAUAUUUCUACAUAUCGA